Messenger RNA from Amoebophrya sp. A25, 545 nucleotides. The record is from the annotation of a GenBank genome assembly. Lineage: Eukaryota; Dinophyceae; Syndiniales; Amoebophryaceae.
UUGCGUUUGCCUUCUUGCAGAUCUUGAUGGCGAAUUUCCUUUAUCGACUAGGUCACUCUGUAAGUGUUUACUUUUUUGCAUUUCAUUCAAAAUCAACACUAGGAUGCAACCUCAGAACUAAUGUGAAUGCAGUAUGCCUGCUUAUCCAGUGGAUCAAUUUUUAGAAACAAAGUGUAUAAUAAGUAACAGAAAAGGAAAAUAGCCGGUAGAUGAAUUGUUGUCGACUCUGAGAAUUUUGGUAAAAUUCGUAUUUACUGCUCUCUUCUCGACGUCGUGUUGUAGUAUGUUGUUGCAAUGGGAAAGUCUUCUAUGUAUGAUGUUUUUGUCUAUAACUAUUUUCUUGUGUGGUCCAGUGCUGGCGCCUUAGCAUGCAGUUUGCAUAUGUUGUCGACUCUCAAUAUCUUCAAUAGCUAUAGCGUAUAAAAUCGCACUCGUAACAGCAUUGCCGUGGUAGGUUCUAUUGUUUCGUAUUUGUUUUGGUUUUUCGUUCAGUGUAACGUCAAAAUGGGGAACGAACAGUCCGGUGAGGGUGGCGGACCAGCCCC